Molecule: messenger RNA, 10410 nt
Organism: Xiphias gladius (swordfish)
Lineage: Eukaryota; Metazoa; Chordata; Actinopteri; Istiophoriformes; Xiphiidae
Gene: ralgapa1
Product: Ral GTPase activating protein catalytic subunit alpha 1
Exons: 46
Coding region: 534-8921 (2795 amino acids)
Biological process (GO): regulation of small GTPase mediated signal transduction; positive regulation of GTPase activity
Cellular component (GO): nucleus; cytoplasm
Molecular function (GO): GTPase activator activity
Source: RefSeq, a predicted model, not a curated record
AAUUGUCAAAAGGCGAUUAAAACUUUAACUACAGUAAAACUGGAAACGCCGCUUGUGUCAGGUGUUAAUGCGGGUUCAUAGCAUACGUAUAUGAUAUACUUCAAACUGGAUAACCAAAGAUUGUAUUUUGUUUAGCUACAUUGGCGUUGAAUUUCUCUGGUAUCCAUUAUUUUGUUUUCCCUCCUCCGCCAUGAUGUUUUCUAAGUGAACAGCGGAGCUUACCAACCAGCCAGUUUAGCCUUCAGGCUGUUGUGGAAGGGAGGCGCAAUGGAUGGAUGCUUUGCCCCGCUACGUUUCACAUAUUUGUCUUACUCUAAACGGAAUGUGUCCUCUCCGACAAAAUAUACCCCUUGAUAUACUCCGCGCCAUUGCGGAGGACAGCUAAUUCUUAGCGCAACGUCAAUAAAUUAUCCAGGAGUGUCGGCGUUUCGUUAUAGUUUGAAGAUUAUCGCUAUCUGGGGCUGUGUAAGUGGCUACACAGCUAGCUCCUCCUCACUGUCUACCAUCGCAUUCUUGUGUCUCCUGCCUCAGGAAUGUUCUCCAAAAAGCCUCAUGGGGACGUUAAAAAAUCAACACAGAAAGUGUUGGACCCAAAGAAGGACGUAUUGACGAGGCUCAAACAUCUUAGAAUUGUCAUUGAAAAUGCAGAGCCUGCGGAGCUGAAACAGUUCUUUGACCUGAACUACUCCCAUAUCUACUAUGUCUUCUUUGAAAACUUUGUCACCAUCGAGGUCAGCCUCAAGCAAAAAGGUCAUAAGUCUCAGAGGGAGGAGCUGGACUCAAUCCUCUUCAUCUUUGAGAAAAUCCUCCAGCUCCUGCCAGAGAGGAUCCAGAGCCGAUGGCAGUUCCACAGCAUAGGGCUGAUUCUCAAGAAGCUGUUACACACUGGGAACUCCUUAAAGAUCCGUCGUGAAGGUGUGCGCCUGUUCCUGCUGUGGAUGCAGGCAUUACAGAGUAAUGCAGAACGUGAGCAGCUCUGCAUGUUUGCCUGUUUGAUUCCUGGCUUCCCAGCUCCACUCUGCCACGGGACCCCACGCACCCUGGAGACACUAAUCAACCCACCACUGAGUUUGACAGAGACUCAGGUGACCCCCGAAGAGAUCACUCCACUGGUUCCUCCACAGUCAGGUGACAAGAACCAGGAGGACCUCACUGCCUACUUCCUAGAAGCGCUUCUGAAAUACAUGGUAAACCAGGCCAAGUCUCUAGAGUGGCGUUGUAAAGAGAACCAUGAACGUGGCUUUAGCUUCCUCUUUGGUCACUUCAGGAAGUUUUACCUUCCUCACAUCUUUCCCAACUUCGCCAUGGAAACCAGCCUCUACAACCCCAUACUGGACGUGCCUCCGAUGCGUCCUAAGCCUUACUACAGUGUGGUUCGCAGGGAGCAGGAUGGUGGUGAAACACUGUACUGCACCAAGGAGAGCUUCCUGCAGGCCCGUGUCAUCUUCAUACGCUGGCUGGUUUCCUUCUGGCUGGAGCCACGACCCAACACACACACACACAUCCCAGGAACAGAGGGAGAGAACGUCCCCAAGAACAUACAGCGAGCAGCAGCUGGCCUGGCAGCUCGCUCUGCAGGCAGCUCAGACGACAGCGGUGGAAGCGGGAUUCGGUCUGACAGCCACCUGGAAAGUAGCGGGGGUUCAUCUGGGCCGGGAGGAGGCAGCAUGGGGCUAUCUGGAGGUCCGGGGAUUGGGGGUGAGCCUGAGCAGAGCCACUCCAACACAUCUACACUGACUGAGAGGGAACCCAGCUCCUCUUCACUCUGCUCCAUGGAUGAGGAGCAGCUGACGGACAUGGAGGUGGUGAGACGAGUACUGACCAGCUCCAGAACCAAUGUAAACUUCAUCACAGAGAUCUUUAGACAGGCAUUUCUUCUUCCCAUGUGUGAGGCAGCAGCGAUGCGAAAAGUGGUCCGUGUUUACCAGGAGUGGAUCUCCAUGGAGGACAAGCCAGUGUUUAUGAAGGAGCCAGAAGAGGGCCCUUAUCCCACAGCCAUAGCCAGCAGUCUGGAUUCAGGCUCUCAGCUUGGAGUAAAAGAGGACGAGGGAAUUAACAAAGUGACUGACAAUGAAUUGCUGGAGUACAGUGUUCAUGCUGGAGUUCAGACUACACUACAGGUAUUUAUCACCCACUCCUCCAACGUUUUCCUAUUGGAGCCAGCCAACGACAUCAAGAUCCUCUUAGAGGAGCAUGUCGACAUGUGCAAGCGAGUCUUGAACAUCUACCGCAGCCUUGUCAUGCAUGAGACCAUGGACCAGAAAACAUGGGAGCAGAUCUUAUUGGUUCUGCUGAGGGUAACGGAGUCAGUGAUGAAGAGACCUCCAUCCAUCAUGCCUCAUGGCAAGAAGAACAACACAUUGUCAGGCAGACUGGCUGGACCUAUCUUUCAGACACUGAUAGUAGCCUGGAUUAAGGGGAACUUAAACGUCUACAUCAGCAGAGAACUGUGGGACGACCUCCUCUCCGUCCUCUCCUCUCUGACCUGCUGGGAGGAACUGGUCACAGAGUGGUCUCUCACCAUGGAAACCCUUACCAAGGUGUUGGCCAGGAACCUGUACAGUGUUGAUCUCAAUGAACUGCCUCUGGACAAACUCAGUGAACAAAAACAGAAGAAACAUAAAGGAAAAGGUAUUGGUUCAGAGGGCCAGCGGCAGGUUGUGGAUCGUUCCUUCUCUAAAGGCUGGAGCAGAGAUCAACCAGGCCAGGCAGCAGCAAUGAGACAGCGAAGUGCCACCACUGCUGGCUCACCAGGCAUCGAAAAGGCCAGGAGUAUUGUCCGCCAGAAGACUGUAGCCCUGCGUAGCUGUUCUACGGGGGACUCUCUGCUGUCCUCAGCCUUUAUCCGCAGUGCUAAGAGUGCUCCUGCUCUGGCUCCGCCUCUUCCUGUCCUCCUCCACCACCACCACCCUUUACUACCCCCCCUUGCCGACCAGUUGGCAGACCUUGAGGACCCGCCAAUCACACUGACAUCCCGCACCUCUCGGAUGCGUCACUCUUCCCAGAGUGAUGAGGCCCCUCCUACCUCCUGUUCUGAGGUGUUCCAGGGCGGGACUUGUGACCUGGAUGCCCCGGCCCCUUCCUCCCUAGCAAGGAGCAGCAGUGCCUCUGACAUCAUGGAGCCUUUCAUCGCUGAGCGGGUCAAAGGUGAAGACCCUCAGAGGGAUCCCACUUCAAUCCCAAUUCCCCCCCACCACCACCCCACAACUUCUUCUUUACUUGCAGCCAACAGCCACGCAGCUCAGCCACUUCCACACCCUCUCACCUCCCCCUCUCCCACCCCUUUUACCCUCCCCAAUGGUGUUGUUUCCUCUUCCUCAGAGGGACAAGAUGAUAGUAGUGUUUAUAACCAGUUCUGGAACCAGAUUGGCUCUCAAAGCAGAGGGUCUAGCUCUGAUUGGGUAAGCGACUGGGAGUCUGCCUUCACCUUUUCAUCUGAAAAGGAAAACGAUGUAGAAGAGGGUGAAAUGGGAGCUGGGGCAGAGGAGGAUGAUUUAUUCUCCUAUUUCAGGGACUACCUCACUCACAGAGGAGGUGAGAGGAAGGAGGAGACCGAAGAGAGAGAGAGUUCUGGUCAUACACUAGAGAACAGUGUUGUUAUACCUGCACCGGUGCAAACAGGGUUAGCUGGAACACAAAUAGAAUCUACAGGACAGGUAGGAGAGGCAAGACAGGUAGUAAGAGAGGACAGACAGGUAAGUAAAUCAGUGAGACACAGUAGUGUGGAUUCAACUGAAGAGAAUGAGCCAGAGCAGCGGAGCAUCUAUGAGUGCCUGGAGUUGCAGUGUCAGUGGCCGUCACCCAAUGCUAGGGGAAUUUCUAGUUUAGAAAGAAACACUGGAGAGAGAAGGGGAGGAGGAAAUACAGGAAGGACAGCAGGAUGGGAAGGGAAAUGUGAAGUUAGGAGGGAAAUAGAAGACAAAAAACAGGAUGAUAAAGAAGCAGCAGGAAGUGAGAGGUCCAGUUUAAUUAGACACGAUACUAACACAGUAGAAUCUAGCCUUGAAUCAAAUCAAACUCCGGAUCCAACUAAGGCCAAGGUGUCCCGUAGUAGCACCAAGAGGCACCAUUCUGGGGGUGUUCAUGUCAGCUUCCGGCCUUCGACUGAGUCUGUCCACUUCCACAACCCCCUUGAGAGUAAAGAGGCUCACUGGAAAGCCAGGCUGCGUCGCCUCAGUCACUUUCACACACACAGCCACUCAGCUGGGGAAAGACCAGGGACCGGAGUUGGGGCGGGGUCAGGGGGCAAGCUGGGAGCAGGGGUUGCAGGUAAGUUUGGCUCUGUGGCCGGGAUUAGCCAUAGAACAGGGGCACAUGAGAAAUUCGCCUCUGGGACCGUUACGGAUAACAGCAGGGCAGGGGGCACAGCAGGCGCUGGAAGUCUGGAAAGCAGGCCCGGGAGUGGAGGGGACAAGGACAAACAUACUGGAUCCUGUGUGGGAUCCAGUCUGGGCUCUCAGGGUCACUCAGAGGUAUUAUCGAGCUGUUCGGGUUCCUCAGGCGUGUCGUCAGGGGUGCGUGGCCGCUUGGGACGUUCAGCCUUGCGAUCUCGAGCCUCCCGCUCACGCUCCCAGGAGCCAGGCAGCACUGCCUCACGUCACCACCAGGGGGCCCUUCUUGGUGGUGUCUAUAAGACUGUGGUUCACGCUCUGUCCUCGAAGCCCCGGCCCAGAGGUCAGGGGUCAUCGCAAGGCUCGUCGCCACAGCGGCAGGGCCGGGCUGCCAUGGGUGACGCAUCGCUAAGAGACCUCUACUCCCAUGUGCUCGGCUACUUUGGAAGAAAGACGACCACGCCAGCCAACAAAGAGGAGGUGGUCCCGAAAGCCCGUCCAGUCUCCAGUGAUGUAGGAAGCAGCAACCCAAAUUUCUCUGACCUCAUGGAUGAGUUCAUCCAGGAGAGACUGAGGACCAAAGGAACAGUAGGCCGUCGUGGCAGCAGCCCAGGAAGUCUGGAGGUUCCCAGGGAUUUGCCCGAACUCCUGGAGGCCGGUCAGAGUCCUGGAUCACGACCCUCGGAUGAUCUUCGGCCUAUUGAUGAUCCAGGGGUUCCCUCUGAGUGGACGUCACCUGCAAGUGCCAGCGGUUCUGAUGUCAUCAGCUCAGACAGCCAGUCAGACUCCUUUAAUGCCUUUCAGUACUCCACCUGCAAGUUUGAUAAUUUUACUUUCAGUUCAGAAGCUUGUGGAGGAGGAGUUGGAUCUGGAGGAGGAGGUCGAGGCAGCUCAUUGGACCAGGACAGCCUAGGCGGGGGUGCGGCCUGUGAAGAACACGAAGUAGCCAGUUUGACAACACUUCACAUCGACUCAGAGACCAGCAGCCUCAGCCAUACUGUCACUGUUACUGGUUCUGAGAGUGCUUCUCCUAUGCAUUCUGUUGGGGGCUCUCGGUCCCAGACGCCCUCCCCUGCUACGUUGACAGCAGAGCAAACUGAUCACACACACUCCCACUCUGACACACACCUACAGCUGGACCAGAAGCUCCACAACUCUGUCCUACAGACCCCUGAUGACCUGGAAACCAGUGAGUUUCCCAGCGAGGACUGCAGUGUGAUGGCGGGUGGUUCUCUAACUGGUUGGCACGCAGAUGUUGCCACAGUAAUGUGGCGGAGGAUGCUGGGUAUCCUGGGGGAUGUCAAUAGCAUCAAAGACCCAGAGAUCCAUGCUCAGGUCUUCGACUACCUGUGUGAACUGUGGCAAAACUUGGCCAAAAUAAGAGAUAAUUUGGGCAUUUCUCUGGACAACCAGUCGUCUCCACCUCCUCCUGUUCUGAUCCCUCCCCUAAGAAUUCUCACCCCUUGGCUCUUUAAGGCCACCAUGCUGACAGAGCGUUACAAGCAGGGGAAGCUUCAUGCCUACAAGCUGAUCUGCAGGAUCAUGAAGAGACGGCAAGAUGUUUCCCCAAACACAGACUUUCUUACACACUUCUACAACAUCAUGCACCAAGGGCUGCUGCACCAAGACCAGGAUAUUGUGAACACCAUUAUCAAGCACUGCAGUCCCAGGUUCUUCAGUAUUGGCCUCCCUGGAGCCACCAUGCUGAUCCUGGACUUCAUCAUUGCAGCUUCUAGAGUUACAGCCUGUUCAUCACUCAAUGCUCCUAGAGUAGAGGCUCAGAUCCUCCUUGGAUCUCUGGUGUGUUUUCCCAACUUGUAUGGGGAGCUUCCAGCCCUCCAUCCCACCACAGCCGACGUGGUCCUUACCAAGUUCCCUGACGUCAAGGAGCACAUUAUCAAAACUAUUCUGACUUCUGCAAGUGACGAACCUUCCGCUCCUGCUAGGUGUGUGGCUUUGUGCAGUCUGGGUAUCUGGCUGUGUGAAGAGUUGGCUCACGGGACUCAACAUCCACAGAUUAAAGAUGCUCUCAAUGUGAUCUGUGUUACUCUGAAGUACCCCAAUAAGAGUGUAGCACUGGUGGCGUCAGACAUCCUUCACCUCCUGAUCAGUUACGUGGAUCAUCUUCAGAAAUUUCCCCCUGACACUCCAAAGAAGAUCGUAGCGAUUUUGAUCGCCACCAUCACAUUCUUGCUGCCUACUACUGAGUCUUCUCCGCAUGAACUUGAUAAAAGGCUGGUGGUUUCCCUCCUCUUGUGUCUGAUGGACUGGGUGAUGGCUCUGCCUCCAAAGACUCUCCUUCAGCCUGUUCAGACUCGGAGCCCUCCAGAGAGGGACCAGCCUACCAAGACUCUGCUCAGCUGUAUUUAUAAGGUAUUGCAUGGUUGUGUGUAUGGAGCACAGUCUUUCAGUAGUCCCAAGUAUUACCCGCUGCAGCUGUCGGACCUGUUGAGUCCAGAUUAUGACCCAUUCCUGCCAUUGGAGAGCCUCAGAGAACCAGAGCCACUGCACAGCCCAGACUCAGAACGCUCCAGCAAACUACAGCCUGUCACCGAAGUUCGAAGCCGUAUUCAGCAGGGCCUUGUUUCCAUUGCAGCCAGAACAGUCAUCACCCACCUCGUCAACCACCUUGGACAUUAUCCAAUGUCUGGAGGACCGGCUACUCUGUCUAGUCAGGUGUGUGAAAACCAAGACAACCCAUUCUGUGAGAGUGCUGAUCUUGGACCAGAACUUUUCCAUUCACCAAACCUGCAGUUUCUGGUUCUGAAUGGCUCCACACUGCUCUCAGUGCUUCAGAUCCGGUCGGAGUCUGGUGUACCAGGGGGUGGAAUGACAGCUGGUUUGUCUUCUGCUCCUGCCUGCGUUCGGGUUAUCAUCCGAGAUGUAGCCGGAAAACACUCCUGGGACUCAGCCGUUCUCUACGGGCCUCCACCAUGUUCCCCAACCAGCCCAGCACACACACUUUUAACGCACGCGCAAUCACCACAGAGUACAAAUCUUCAUUUACGCACCUCACCAGGAGGUCCACCAAAAAAGAUGGGGGUGAGGAGGGAAGACAGCGAAGAGGAGGGGCAAGAGGAGAGGGAGGCAGAGGAGGGAGGAAGAGGGAUGGAAGGUGAGAGGCAAGAGUUUGUGGCAGAGGGGGAGGAGGAAGGAGAGGACAGGAAAGUCAGCGACGAGGAGCAGGGAGAUCAAAUCGGAGGUGAAGAUGGAGGAGAGGGGGAGGACGAGGAGCAGGACGAAGAGAGAGAGCAUGGAAUGGACGGAGAGAGGGAUCGGGGGGAGUCAGGCUUGGAAAAGAUUCUAGCUCCGCCAUUGGCUAAACGUGUGUGUCGGGAGGCAGUGCCAGCGUGGGAUUCACUGAGGGAAGGUGAUGACGCGCUGGAUGAAAUGCUGCAGUAUCUUGGAUACUCGAGUCCUGAAUGUCUACAGAGAGCAGGCAUGCCACUCAACAUCCCAGCCCCUCCUCCAGCUUGUGUUUCAGAGAAACAGGAGAACGAUGUGAUCAAUGCCAUCCUGAAGCAGAGUGCUGCUGAGAGAGAGUUCGUCCUUCAUAGAGGUGAGGAGUUGAACAUGAGGGCGGUGCAACAGACUGAACCAGAGACCCAGACACCACAGUCGGCCUUCUACUACUGCAGACUACUGAUCAACAUACUGGGACUCAACUCCUGGGAGAAGAGGAGUAACUUUCAUUUGUUAAGGAAGAAUGAGAAGUUACUGAGAGAGCUGAAGAACCUGGACUCAAGGCAAUGCCGUGAGACCCAUAAAAUAGCAGUAUUUUACGUGGCUGAAGGCCAAGAAGACAAACACUCCAUACUCACUAACACAACAGGAAGCCAGGCUUAUGAAGACUUUGUCUCUGGUCUGGGCUGGGAGGUGGACCUCACCACUCACUGUGGCUUCAUGGGAGGUCUCCAGAGGAAUCGCAGUACAGGUCAGACCACACCUUACUACGCCACUUCUACUACUGAGGUUAUCUACCACGUCUCCACCCGCAUGCCCCAUGACCAGGAUCACAAUCUCACCAAGAAGCUGAGACACCUGGGUAAUGACGAGGUCCACAUCAUCUGGUCAGAACAUUCCAGAGACUACCGUCGAGGAAUCAUCCCCACUGAGUUUGGAGACGUACUAAUCAUCAUCUACCCCAUGAAGAACCACAUGUACUCCAUCCAUAUUCUCAAAAAACCGGAGGUGCCGUUCUUUGGUCCGCUGUUUGACGGUGCCAUAGUGGACAUGAAGAUUUUGCCCACCAUGGUCAGAGCCACAGCUAUCAAUGCCAGUCGAGCUCUCAAAUCCCUCAUUCCUCUAUACCAGAACUUCUAUGAGGAGAGAGCUCGAUACCUAGAAACCAUCGUGCAGCACCACCAGGAGCCGACCACAUUUGAGGAUUACGCAGCUCGAGUUUACAGUCCUGCUCCCUGCACUCACCUGCCAUCUGACACAGGCUCCUGCCUAGAGAUUCUUCGGGGAGAAAGUCCAGCUCUUGGGGAGGCCGGGAGCGACUCGGCAUCCCCCAUGUCUCCUCGGACUAGCAAGAGCCGCAUGUCCAUGAAGCUGCGACGCUCCUCUGGAUCGGCCAAUAAGACUUGAUCUUUCCAGGUUGCUUGGCUCGGUCAGAACUGACACUUCGUAUCAUGUUAGCGAACAAAGCUGGUCUGUUUCUCUCAUCAACCUAUGAGACUUACUCCUUAAAAGGUUUUAUUCCAGAGGAAAUUAGCUCUAUAAUUGUACUUAAAGUACAAGAAACUAAGAACGACACAAAUUAAAAUGAACUGCUCUGGGGAAAUUCACAUAUAUAUUAUUUUCAACCGGAAAAAUGAUGGGCAGUGUUCUCAUAAAUGAACGUAACCAUCAUAGGUGUCAAUAGACUUUGACUCAUCCUGUCACCUCCAGCAUGUUGCCGUUCUGAUCGGACACUGGCCUUUUAUGUACAGAACGCUUUGUCGCACAGUUGUACUCUCAAAAAUACAUGUAAUAGUAAUUUGUGGACUAUACUAUACUAUAACGUUAUUUUGAAGUUGCUCACGGCUGCUGUACUUAUCCUCAGCUUGGCUCACAAAAGAAAAAAAGAAAAAAAAAACAACAAAGAAACCAGUUAAACCAGUGCUAAAGCAUGCUGAUCUUUGCCAUAGUGGGAAAAGCUGAAUAAGUGCUGCCUAUAUAGUGCAGCGUUACUUACUAAUCUGUGCCAUGUUAAAAAUUGCAAAAACUCCAGUAUUAACUAGGACUGCAAAAAGCUGAAGUGUGCCACAUUAUACAUUGCUUUGUAAACUGUUUUUGGAGAGCACAUGCAAUGACUGCCGAACAAAGAGCAGAGUCUCUUCAGUCUGUGUGUGUGUUGUGUCGUUGCUAUGGGGAACUUGUAUAUUUGUACUAUAGUCAGGCUUUGCGUGUACAGACAGAACUGUGAGUUUUGAUAUAAAAAGCAACAAAAGUGAUGGCUGUAAAGUGUUGUAUGGAGAAAGCGAGAUAAAAGUCUAUUUUUGUUCUCAGUGCAGCAUUAGACCUAGAAAGAUAACAGGCAGGGGUCAGUUUCUAUUCAGUCCUCAUACAAUGUAAAUAGAAUCUCAUUAAUUUGCUAACAGUAAAAAAAAAAACGUGUCGUGGACGUGGCAACGUUCUCAAGCCAAAAAGGUUUUCUGCGUUUGAAUACAGAAGAAAAUCCCCUCCCUGAACUUAAGAGAGACCUUUUCUCUGAGUGGAGCGAUGUAAUGAACAGUGUUACUGUAUGUAGAGUAAUGAUGGCGGGAUUAAUUGUCUUUCAUAAAGGAGAGAAAAGCGUUUCUAGAAAAAUGAACAAGGCAAGCUGAUCAAAGAAUAAGCACCUGUUUCUUUUGUUUUUGCUCAUGUUGUAAAAUGUGGACAAGCACUGAUAUUCAUUGCCUAUGUUUUCCUUCUUUGUUUUUUUGUUUUGUUUUGUUUUUUUCAAAUUGACUUUAAAAUGUAUUUUGCUCCAAACAAGAAUGUUGCUGUAUUUUUAUUCACUCUAUCAUUUGAUGUUAUGGAACCACAGCUUUUCUUUCUUUGCUCAUCUGAGUACAUACAGUAUAACUGUAUUCUGUAUAUCUGUGUGUGUCUG